Molecule: messenger RNA, 381 nt
Organism: Helobdella robusta
Lineage: Eukaryota; Metazoa; Annelida; Clitellata; Rhynchobdellida; Glossiphoniidae
Exons: 1
Source: RefSeq, a predicted model, not a curated record
GGAUCCCAGGGAUCCCAGGGACCAGCAGGGGCAACUGGAUUAACUGGAAUGACAGGAUCUACUGGUAGGAAAGGUAUCCAAGGUGGUACUGGCUAUCCAGGUGAUGUUGGCAACACAGGUGCUACAGGACAACCAGGUGUCGCUGGUUCAACAGGUGCGAUAGGAUCUCUAGGAAAUACUGGAUUUAAAGGGCAGCCUGGGCUUCCGGGGAACCCAGGUAUUGUGGGAGUCACGGGAUCGAAAGGAACACCUGGAUCAACUGGGGUUAUUGGUUUUUCUGGGCCAACUGGUGCAACAGGUGUGACCUCAUUUUAUGAUAUUAAGGAUUUGUAUCUAUUAAAAACAUUUUACGAUCUUCAUCAAAAAUACAAUUAUUAUUAA